GCCUGCAGGCUGGAGUAAGAACAAAGGCUCCGCAACACAAGUCAGCCACAUUAAAAGAAAACUGCAACCAGUUAUUAUGCUGCAGUGGCUUAGCCAAGGAAAUCUGGGGUUUUUCCACUCCUAUCAACUUAUUUAAGACAAUAUUCUCCCUUUCCCUCCACCCCACUUUUCACUUCCUGGAAUAUGCUGGGAACAUCGCACAAGAUCACAGUUCUACUUGCCAUCUACCUGGGUUCCCUAGGUCACGACAAGGGGUGUAUAAUCCAUCUCCAUGUUUAUCAGACACUGAAGAGUUUGUUUCUGAGACUUCUUGCCAAGAGCUCCCGGAAUUCCCUACUUUUAUUUGCAGACAAAUGCCAUAAAGCCAAACAAAACUGGAAAAGAAGGAAAACGCCGUCUCUCCUUCUUCGUUCCCCUUUACAAGACAGCAAAACGCACCAGCAAGCAAACACCAGCUCACCAGCCCAGACUGAUGUCAAAGAGCAGUAUGCCAAAAGGGACAUAAGGUUGUUCCUUAGGAAGACGAGUUUAAGAGACUGCAAGGAUGAGAACCUCAGGCACAGCACAUUUAGGCAGAAGUUGUUUCAGAAAAGUGCACUGUUAAAGAAUUCCUGGAGAAGUACACACUCAUGUCUGAAUCAAGAAAAUCAUAAGCACAAACAGUGCAUCACUCCUGGUCAGCAGUUAACGCUUCAGGUACCGAUGAAGGAGUACACCUAGACUGUUGCUCUUGAUUACAGCCACAAGACAUUCAAGAUCACAUGGCAGAAAUGAAAUCACCUUUCAACCUGAGUCAGAAUUCACUGCCAUUAGUGACUGACAAUAUGGGCUUUUAGCUCUUGGUACGCUCCUGAAUUGACAAUGCCACUACUAAAACCUUGUUUCAGGUAAGUGUUAUCAUCUGUGUGCACACAUCUGUGCAUAAGGAUUUUCUGAUACCAUAUUAAACAUUUCCAAACAACUGUGCAACAUGCAGGAAAAAAAAUGAAGUCAAAAGACCUCACUGUAGCUCAUACAUAAGUUUGCUGCAGUCUUUACUAGUUAGAAUAAUAUUUAAAUCUUACAAAAUAUAUAGGCACUGUCAUCCGCCAGUGUUACAGCUGUAACCCAAGCACUUCAAACUCCAUUAAGUUAAAUUACUAUCUCCAUUGCUAGCUAGCAUAACUUCUAAGGCAUAUUCCAUCUCCCAUUUGUCCCAUUUAGGUGACACCUAUUGUUAUUCUUGCUGGCCUGUUUAUCCACUUUCUUAUCUGCAGCCUCUGGCAACAAGAGGGGAAAAGGAUAGUUCAGUCUGUUUUAUGUAACUAAUCAAGAAUAUUUAUACAGCAACUGCUAUCCCAUUUGCCUUAAAAAAGGGAGAUCCUUCUCAGAACACUUCCCCAAUUAUACUCAGCUGCAUAUUGCUCCAAUGAAAGUAGGUGCCCACAUUUAUUCACAAGCAAAUGCAUCUGAAUGAAAGUCUUCCAUUUGAAUCAGAACUCAAGGCAGAAGUCAAGAGCAGUCCCAGUCACUAAACAAGGCAAGAAGCUGGAAGGAUGAAGUGAACUUUGAAAUCAAGAAUCGCACUUUAUCUCUGAAGUGAAUAUAGGGUCUGACGGUAAGCAUAUUUUAAAAACAUGUUCUGCAAAAUUAAGUAUCAAACAAAAGUUCUCAAAUAAGAGCCCUACUUAUUUAGCUAAGAGGGUGAAAGAUACACCAAGUCUCUAUCUUAAGCCAUCAGAAAGAAAAAAAAUUAUAAUUUGUUCUCAACAAGACAGAAGUAGCGCUAGCUUUAUAGUUGAAGCACCAAGGAUGGAAUGUCAGUCAUCCCUAUUUCUAGCAUAAUUUUGAAGUGUAUUAAUUUAUUAGGUUCUCUCCCCCCCCGCCUUGUCCCUAUUCUCUUUUUCUUCCAGAAAACAGAAUCACAGAAUUGUAGGGGUUGGAAGGGACCUCUAGAGAUCAUUGAUCCAACCCUUCUGUUAAAGCCGGUUGCCUACAGCAGGUCACACAGGUCAGUGGUUCCUGAUCAUUUCCAGAGGAGACAAACAUAACAUCUAAGUACUUCUGCUGAUAUGUGACGAUGUUACAGAGAAAACUUGUAGGACAAAAAGGAAUAUGUGAAAAUCUUGCCUCACAACAACAGUUAAGAAUUCAGUGACUACCAAGACACUCUCUCCUUCCUUCCAACAAAAACCCACUCUCAAAAUGACUUCUUUUCAUUUGUUUUUUAAAUUUCUACUGUUGCUGCAGUCUGUAGGGAUCCCCUCCUGCUCUGAACUGACACAGGAGAAAAAAUAAAAUCACAGAAAUCACUAAUACAGAUUCUCAUCUAAUAUACACAUAGAAAACCACUCUAAAGGAUCUAUUGCUUCUUCUAGCUACACUUAGAAUCAUUUAAUGGUUUGGGUCGGAACGGACCUUCACGAUUACUUAGUUCCAACUACCUGCUAUAGGCAGGGACACCUCAUACUACAGGUUGUUCAAAGUCCCCAUCCAGCCAGGCCUAGAAUGCUUCCAAUGAGGGGGCAUCCACAACCUUGCUGGGCAACCUGUUCCAGUCUCACUACUGUCAUACUAAACAAUUUCUUCGUAAUAUCUAAAUCUACCCUCUUUCAGUUUAAAACUAUUUCCCUAUGUCCUGUUGCUACCUUCCCUUGUAAAAAGUCCCUCUCCAGCUUUCCUGUAGGCCCCCUUCAGGUACUGGAAGGGCACUAUAAGGUCUACUCAGAGCCUUCUCCUCUCCAGGCUGAAGAGCUGCAACUCUCUUAGCCUGUCCUCACAGGGGAGGUGCUUCAGCCCUCUGAUUAUCUUUGCAGCUCUCCUCUGGACCUGCUCCAACAACUCCAUGUUACUCUUGUGUUGGAGGCCCCAGAACUGAAAGCAGUACUCCAGAUAGGGUUUCACGAGAGCAGAGUAGAAGGGCAGAAUCACCUCCCUCGACCUGCUGGUCACACUUCUCUGGAUGCAACCCAGGAUAUGGUUGGCCUUCUGGGCUGCAAGCACACAUUGUUGGCUCAUAUUGAAUCUCUCAUCAAUUGACAACCUCUAAUCUUCCUCCUCAGGGCUGCUCUCAAGCCAUUCUCCACCCAACCUGCAUAUGUUCUUGAGACUGCCUCAACCCAGGUGCAGGACCUUGCACUUGGCUUUGUUAAACUUCAUGGACCCAUCUCUCAAGCAGAUCCAGGCCACUCUGGAUGGCAUCCCUUCCCUUUGGUGCAUCAACUGCACCAUUCAGCUCAGUGUCAUCUGCAAACUUGCUGAGGGUGCACUCAAACCCACUGUCCAUGUCACCUACAGAGAUGUUAAAUAAAACCGGUCCCAACAGUGAUCCCUGAGGAACGCCACUCAUCACCGGUCUCCACCUGAACACCGAGACAGUGACUGUAAUGGUGCAACCAUCCAGCCAAUUCCUUAUCCAGCCAGCAGUCUAUCCAUCAAAUCCUUCUUUUUUUUUCAAUUUGGUGACCAUGAUGUCAUGUCAGACAGAGCCAAACGCUUUUGCACAGGUAGAUGGCAUCAGUUGCUCUUCCUUUAGCCACUGAUGCUGUAACUCCAUCACAAAAGGCCACCGAGUUAGUCAGGCAUGACUUACCCUUGGUGAAACUAUGUUGGUUAACAACAAUCACCUUGUUUUUAUUUUCCAUGAGCCUUAGUAGGGCCUUCAAGACGAUUCGCUCCAUGAUCUUGCCAGACACAGAAGUGAGACUGACUGGCCUGUACUUCCCUGGAUCUUACUUUUUUCCCUUCUUGAAAUAUGUUUCCCCUUUUCCAGUCAGUGGGAAUUUCACCAGACUGCCAUGACCUUUCAAAUAUGAUGGAUAACAGACCUCUAAUAUGCUACUUGAAGCACAGAUAAUUGACAAAUUGAAUGCUAAAGUGCUAUUUAAUUUUACUGUUUUUCUUUAAUUUGCUUAGAGACUGAACCUAACUUACC
Molecule: messenger RNA, 3913 nt
Organism: Lagopus muta (rock ptarmigan)
Lineage: Eukaryota; Metazoa; Chordata; Aves; Galliformes; Phasianidae
Exons: 3
Coding region: 184-720 (178 amino acids)
Source: RefSeq, a predicted model, not a curated record